AUGAUGCUGCGAUUAAGAGAGGAGACGUGCGGGUCAAAAACGAAGAUAUUUGCAUGGAAAGUGUGUAUAGAAAAAUAUACACAGUGCCUCGCUAUUGUUCGGAGAUCGGGGUCAGCCGGCGAUGAUCUCUUGCAGUCGGAGGAGAUGGACACCUUCAGCAGUAAGUUACAGCAGAAGGCUCUGCAGCAACCUAAGCAGAAGAAAUCCAAGUCGGCUGAAUUUCUGAUGGGGGGAGAGGAGAGAACGGCUGUGGUGGGCAUAGACAACCCAGCCUUCGAUGGAGGAGGAAGCGCGGAGCUUUCCGUUUCUUCGCUUUGGCUGGGGAGAGAAAUUCGAGGUGACAGGCCAGAUAGCACCCUUGCAGCUCACCCAAAAAAAAUGGAGCUGCAAGCCCCUGCCAAAGAAAGAGGAAAUAAUCACACUCAAAAUUACUUUGACCCGUUGUCGGCAGAGCAGACGGACCCAAGGCAUCACAGGAUGACUGGGGUCAGCGCCGAAGAUGAGCUUGAAUUAACAAUGUUGGAUGCUGAUGAAAACCGGCUGUAUCAAAGAAUGGCUGCACUGCUGGAUGAGGAUGAUACCUUCAUAAAUAUACCCGGUACGCUGCUAGCCUCCAGGGAUGAGGAGGUGUUGGAGGUGAAGGCGGGUGAUCCGGUGCUUCAGCGGCGACUGCUGCUCCACAGCGGUGGUGAUGCCUCGGGCUCCCGGCCCUCCCAGGCCCACACCAUUGCCAAAACCCAGGCUGGGGCCGGUGCUGGGCUGGGAGGAGAGGCUGGACUCGAAGCAGGGAGGAUGGUAAUGGGCAGAGAGAGCACUGUAAAAAUGAGGACAGCUAAGGAGGCGAUCCCCCGCUACGCCCAGCAGCUGAGGGAGCGCGUGCGGCCUGACAUGAUCACGCUUGGCAGCCUUUCACUGCAGCAGCACGCGGCUCAGCAGGGACCCCUGAAGAGGAGUGAGUGGGCAAAGAGGAAGAAGAGGCUAAUGCACUUCUUAACUGGGAAUGUAAAGGAGCCUCAUUCAGGACGAGACUGUGACGUGGGGGCUCCACAGCCCAGGCUGAACAAUCUCAGCCAAACCAUUGAAAGCCCGUCACUCAGAGCGCUGGGGGAAGGCCAAGAGGAAGCGAUAGCCAAAUACGGGCAGAUGACAGAGCUCCAAGAGUCCUCCUCCUCAGCAUCACGGCCCCUGUGGCAGCUGAACCAGAGCACCACGUCCCAGCCUGUGGAGGUCUGUGUGCGUUGUCUGAGGGCCACCAGAGACAAGCUUCCCAGGGGCCUCUACUCUGUCAGCGUUGGCCUUCACAGUCGUCUAGGGGGUCAAGCUUUGGAUUGGUGCAGUAAGAAAGAGCAGCAACAAUGGGCGGUGUCCACUGAGCCAAUGGAGCCGGGGCGUUACUACGACACAGACCUGCAUGUUAACCAGAGUCUGUUUGUGAUCUUACCUGCAGCCUGUGAGGUCGUUCCGUCCAUGGUCCUGGUAUUCCAACUGAUCGCACUCCCAGGGCACCGCAGCCACGUCAGCUCGGUGAUAGCAUGGGGAGCAUUUCCUGUUUGUGGACUGAACCUCGGACAGGUCCAAGGGAGGUUUAAAACCCCUUUGCUCAGAGGGGAACCAAACAGACAAGUGGACCGGUUUAAAGAAAUUGAAGCCCUCAUUUCCUCUGAUUUAGACCACUGGCUGUGCAACCUGUACUUCCAGUCCCAGUUAAAUCCCCAGCAGCAGCCGCAUGCGGGCCCCAGCAGCCGAGCAGGAGAGCCUGCUGUGGUACACUCUCACCGGGGGUCUCCUCUCCACCUGUCAGCUGACUCUGCUUGCUCUUCCUCAUCUUUGCCAGGCAAGAAUUCCUCCUCGGGAGCCAUUUCUGGAAACAUGGGCGAGAAGAGCGAUCCAUGCCGGGAGAAAGCGGAGGGUGGGAUUCACUACAAGAAGAAGCCAAUCAAGAAGACAAAUAGCUGCGGCCCCAGCAUGAGCGGCAGCAGCGCACCGCCACGGCAGGCAGACAAACAGAAGAUGCAGAACCUCUCCGCGGAGGAGAUGGAGGAGUAUACAUUCUCCCUACAAUCCGCGCUGCCUGGACCCGUCUCUCGCCCCUCACGCCUCUCUGACCGAGCCUGCCUGGCCCUUCGCAUGCUACCUUCCCAGCUGGGCCUACCGUUGCCUGGGCAACAACAGCCGCAUAGAGGCUGGCGUGGCUCCGUUCGGCAGCUCGGCCUCAUUAUGCUGCUGCUGGCUUUGAUGUGGUUUGUGAGGCUCUACCUGCAUUACUGCAGCCAGUGGCUCUACCUCCAGGCCAUCGCAGUUCCUGUCAACAAAUUCCAGUUCCACGCACACACGGUGGACCUGGUGUACCAGGGCUCUCUGCUCCACACCCGGGAGGAGCUGGCGAUGGUGGUGGUGGGUCCCCUGACCUUGAACGCAGUAACGUUCCUGCUGGUUCUGAUCAGAUGGGGCUGUCAACAGAUAUUUGGCUCACUCCCUUCCUUCACGUCAAAGUUUAUCAUGGCUCAGGGAGUGUGGACAGUCCUCGACCCCCUGGCAGUCUUUGCAGUGGACGCCGUCCUCGGGCGUCUGGCCUACAGCCCGGACACACCGGUGGGUGAUGCAGCCAAGCUGUACUGGCACUUCUAUCGAACCGACCAAUCAGGUGCAGCUGGAGUGAUCAUCACACUCUUCUUGUACGCAGUCCUUUUCCUGCUCUCCAUCACCAUCCUGUCCAUUUACCUCCUCAGAUUCCACAACAAUGGCCGCAUGCUGGACGUCUUUCAGAGGCUUACAGCCAAGGAAGGGACGUACUUCCUGCCUGAAGACCUGGAGCUGUCCAAUCAGGAGCUGAGCUACAUUGUUAAGAAAGCGGAGCAGUGGAGAGGCUUUAAUGGGGAAAGGCGUAAGGUUGCAGUCUAUGACUAUAUAUGGACAGCGGAAGACCCAUCAGCAGGCUCUGCACCCCCCAGUGAAUACCCCAGAGAGGGCAGAGUCCUCCCAGAGGGAGACACCAGCACCCAUGUGACAAUCUACACCCUAAACCUAAGUGGGAGGAAACAAAGAUACAGGCACUUCCUCAGGCAACCCGAUGGGGCUAUUAUUGAGGUGAUUGGGGACAUGGAGGGGUUCGAUAAUUCCACCAGGAUAGUGUCUUCCCAAGGUCAGGGGUCUGCUGACAGAAGAGAGCACAAGGAAGGUGAAAGUGUUCCACUGCAGCUACGCAAAAGGAGGAGACUAUUUGGAAGGUGCCAUCGUGUUGAGCCGGUAGGAGGAAGUGGGUGUGGCUCCAGUUUUGCACUGCAGGACCUCAACCAAUGA
Labrus bergylta (ballan wrasse) is the source of this 3300-nucleotide messenger RNA. NCBI's taxonomy places the organism in Eukaryota, Metazoa, Chordata, Actinopteri, Labriformes, Labridae. The record is from RefSeq and is a predicted model, not a curated record.